CAAAGAGAAAGCAAGAAAGUGAAACAAAGUGUUAAUACCUGAGUAUGGUGAGUGAUGGUUAAGUUAAUGGCUUAUAAUCAUAAAGAACAAAAAUGUCUCCGUCCCUUUCCUCUCUGGGGGGUGAUACACUUUUUAUUCAUCAUAAACUCUGUUGCCAUCAGUAGUCCAUGAGAUGCUGUGACACCCACUACCAUCCACACAUUAAAUAGCGACCUAAACUAAUGAAUUCUCAGUGCUCAAAACUCAACCCCCAAACACAAGCUUUCUCAACAGUUUCAAAUUUCUGUGAGUUCUGAAUUCAUCAUCUUUCUCCUGAGUCCUGAUCAUCAAUCUUAAAAGCUUAAGCUAGCAAUGUCGAGUUCUUCAUCUUCCAGUUCACCACAUAUCUUGAUCUUCCCUUACCCUGCACAAGGCCACAUGAUUCCAAUCUUAGAUUUUGCUCAUCAGCUUUCUCUGCAUAAUCUAACCAUCACCGUACUCGUAACACCAAAGAACCUCCCAAUUCUCGAACCUUUACUCUCAAAAAACCCUUCUAUCCAAAAAUUAGUCUUACCUUCCCCAGGAAAUCUAAAAAUUCCUAAAGGUAUUGAAAACGCAAAAGACCUAUCACCCGCUCUGAUUCCAGAUAUGAUGAUCACUAUGACCAAACUCUAUGAUCCUUUACUCGAGCGGUUCAAAUCUGAGCCUUCACCACCUGUUGCAAUCAUCUCAGAUUUCUUCUUAGGUUGGACACAGAAUCUCGCUUGUGAGCUCAAAAUACCUCGUAUUGUUUUCUCUACUACUUGUGCCAUGGCACUUUCAAUUAUUGUGAUCUGUUGCAAACUGGCGUCCUCCACAGCACAAAUGAUGAUCCAAUUUCUAUCCAUCAAAUUCCAAAUUCCCCAACUUUCCCUCGAUGGCAUAUCCCUAGCUUAAGAAGUUCUUUUUCUGAUAGAAAUGAAGAUUCUGUUACUAACAGAAAAAAUUUGCUUGCGAAUGUUCGUAGUUGGGGAGUUGUGUUUAACUCGUUUACCGAGUUGGAAUCGGUGUACUUGGAUUUCAUGAAGAAGAGAACUGACGGGUUGGGUUAUAAGCGAGUUUGGGCUGUGGGACCGCUUUUUCCUAAUGUUGAUCCCACCGCUAAGGAGAGAGGUGGGCCAAGUUCAGGAAAAAGUGUCUCAUGGCUCGAUAAAUGUCCGAAGAAUUCAGUGGUAUUUGUUUGUUUUGGCAGUCAAGCUGCACUCCCGAAUAAACAAAUGGAAGCUCUAGCAGCUGGGCUGGAAUGCAGCAAAGUUCGUUUUCUAUGGUGCGUGAAAGAGCCUGGAGAAGGACUUGCUAAAGGUGCAUACAGUGCUCUUCCUGCAGGAUUUGAAGAGCGCAUAGCUGGUAGAGGAAUGUUGAUUAGAGGAGGAUGGGUUCCGCAAUUGUUAAUUCUAACACACCCAUCUGUUGGAUCAUUCAUGACUCAUUGCGGGUGGAACUCGACACUAGAAGGACUCGCCUCAGGAGUUGUCUUGUUAGCUUGGCCGAUGAUGGCUGAACAGUUCAUUAACGCAAAUCUCAUUGUGGAUCAAUUGAAAGUUGCUAUCAGGGAUUGUGAAGGGAAUGAAUUGGUUCCUAACUCGGUUAAGUUAGGAGAGUUGGUCGCUGAAUCAUUCAGUGAGCGUUGGAGAGUUAGAGCUGAGAAGCUGUCUAAGGCUGCAAAUGCAGCGGUGCAGCAAGGUGGAACGUCAUUCAAGGACUUGCAAAGCCUAGUUAAAGAUUUGCGUGGGCUUAACAAAUAAUGCUGUAAAGAAAGUGCAGUGGCUUAGCUUUCUUCUACUACGGACGGGGUAAUAGCUACAACUUAACAAUAUAUGACUAGUCUAAUAAACUUGUUAGCCUGAUUCAGUAGAGCUUACAAAAACUAUACAGUAGUCUAGUAAACCUCCUUGGUGCUUUUGUGUUUUUCAUUUGGGUACUUGGCCUCCCGUAUCUGGUUCCGUUUUUAGUUCCUAUGUAAUCUAUGGGUUGGAGCGCCCUUAUCAAUGAAAUCUUCUUUUAACCUAUCAAA
Molecule: messenger RNA, 2032 nt
Organism: Papaver somniferum (opium poppy)
Lineage: Eukaryota; Viridiplantae; Streptophyta; Magnoliopsida; Ranunculales; Papaveraceae
Product: UDP-glycosyltransferase 89B2-like
Exons: 1
Coding region: 1041-1763 (240 amino acids)
Molecular function (GO): UDP-glycosyltransferase activity
Source: RefSeq, a predicted model, not a curated record